Messenger RNA from Quercus lobata, 5304 nucleotides. RefSeq lists its product as uncharacterized. The record is from RefSeq and is a predicted model, not a curated record. Gene Ontology annotation, molecular function: histone reader activity. Bases 2906 to 4873 code for a protein of 655 amino acids. NCBI's taxonomy places the organism in Eukaryota, Viridiplantae, Streptophyta, Magnoliopsida, Fagales, Fagaceae. The transcript is spliced from 6 exons. Gene Ontology annotation, biological process: negative regulation of transcription elongation by RNA polymerase II.
UUUUCCAGAAUAGUACUCUUGAAUACUGCAACCUAAAACCCUAGGACUAGGGUUUCUCCUCAAUUGGUUGCCCACAUGAGCCUGUCCAAAGCCCAAAUGCCAACAUCCUCCCACUCACCCGUAAUAGGCAGGCCACUCUAAGCAGAAUUAUCUCUUAUUUGCUUCCAUCCACUUUUCCUAUGUGUACAAGGGGAAAUGGUCCUCGACUAGCCUAACCUGCAGCUUGGGACACUACAGCGAAGCUCCAUCAAAUCUAGCAUAGUGUAACCCUUAAAGAAACUGUCUUGUUCUGCCCUAGAGAUAUCUGAUCACAUCAAAUUGAGUGUCCUCAAAUCCCUCAUGUCUUAUGAAAAACUCAGAGCCACACUCAAAACCACCAAAAAUCACUUUGUCAUGUACCCCACAAUCAUGUCCUAGACUCCUCAAUCAAGUGAGACCAAAAAUUUAUCUAAUUGGGACGAAGGCGAAUUGUGAUUAUUCAACCAAGUAAAAGAACCCCCUUUAAAAAGCAAAUCCAACAUAGCUUGUUUUAAUAUAAAUGCAGAAAAAUCUUAAACCUUACAUUGUUUUUGGUCCCCCUUCCUUUCACUUGGUAAACGGAAAAUGUUAAUACUCUCCCUAUUGCACUAGGGUAUGCUCCACCAACUAUAAAUUCAUGUUUGCUUCUCCUAGAGCUACCUUCUAGUUGCAUUUAUUAACUCCUAAGUAAGCCCAUUCAAAGUCAUCUUUUGUGCUUAAAAAUUUACAAGAAAUAGAAUACUCAGCUACUACCUCUUCAACAUUUUUAACAACCUUUUUGUCCCACCUUAACAGAUACCAUCAGAUUGAAAGGAUCAAAAGUCUAUUUAGGUCUAGGUUAAAUUAGGAUAAGUGUUAUGAGUUUGUGAGUUAGGGUUGAUAGGGUUUCAAUCUAGGGUUUCAGGUAUAAGUGGAUCUGAUAAUGGUGGAAAUUUUUGUGCUUGGGAUGAAUGGGAAAUGAGAGAGCUGAUUAGGGACUGUUUGAGGGAGUCCAACCUCCAAGAAAGGAGAAAACAUUGAAUUUGGGAGAGAGAGAAUAAGAGAGAGCACAAAAUGCUUCACUAAGCGUUACAUGGGAGCUUAUAUACAUUGCCAAACUCAAUUGCGAUUGCUUGGGCAUUUCUAGCAUGUGCUAAAGAUGUGUAAUUAUAUUUUAACAUGUGUUAAAUGAGCCCAUAGACUACCUAUAUAAAAAGGAGAGCCCACAAACUGACUUUUACAAAGUAGGAUUAUCCACUAAUUCAUGUAUGUGCUAGAAUUAUCUCUCUAAUUAACUUUUACAAAUGUGCUCAAUCAAAUUUAACACUUGAAUUAGCUUUAAUCUGAGCUCUAACUUGACCACUCAAGGUGCUGACAUGUGUAUGCUAGCUGGAUGAAGUUUCCCUAGAAAAAUGGGCCCCAUUGAGCAAGCCAGUGCUGAUUUCGACACUUAUGAUGCAAAAGGAAUUGUCAAUCGGCAGUUGCACUCUAGGGUGUCCCCACCAACUUGUUUUGGCACAAUUCCCUUUCCUUUAGAACACCAUGCCCAUGAGGUGAGGGAACCUUUGCUGCAUCUGGUGGAGAACUUCCCAAGUAGCUUCUUUUUGGAGGCCUUGCCACUUGACACAUACUUUGGUGAUAGAUCAAUUCCGCAACUUCUUACUCCUUUGUUGCAAAUCUCUCUUGGGUUUCGGGGAAAACUCACCAUCUUGAUCAAUAGGAGGUAAGAUGGGUAAGGGGGCAAUGUUUUUCCCAAGCUUGCGCUUGCGUACUUCGGUGUAGGAUGAAUAUGAGAAUCUUGAGGCAGUUCCAAUAUGUAAGCCCCUUUCCCAAUCCUUUGGAUGAUUUUGAAAGGUCCAAAGAACCUAGCAGAUAACUUCAAAUGGUUGCAAAGGCCCAUAGAUUUUUGGAUGUACGAUUGCAACUCAAAAGGUCUGAAUCCCCUAAUUCAAAUUCCUUCUCAGUUCGCUCCUUGCCGGCUUGGGACUUCAUCUUCUUUUGAGCUACUGUGAGAUUAUGCUUUAAGGUAGCGAAGAUUUGAUUUUGAGUUUUCAAAUGAUCCUCCUGUGCUUUUACCUUUUUAGUGCCCAAAAUAUAGUCCAUGAGCCUUGGGAGUGGAACCUUAUACAAUGCUUUGAAUGGUGUCAUCUUUGUUGUGGUGGGGUAAUAGGUGUUGUACCAAUAUGUGGCUAAGGGCAGCCACUCCAACCAUAUUUUUGGUCUUUCACAAGCAUAAGGUCAUAGGUAAUGCAUAAGACUUUUAUUCACGAUUUUUCUUUGGCCAUUCAUAUGCGGGUUGUAGGUGGUUGACAUGGCCAAUUGGGUUCCUUGGAGUUUAGACUACUCACUCCAAAAAUUUCUGGUGAAGACUUGUAUUUCUGAUUAAAGCAUAGAGAGAAAUCUCUAAUAAUUUCUCACUUUGCUCUUCCUGGGGGGCAACCACUCUCUUCAUAACUUCCUACGUAAAACUCUCAUCUUUCUCCUUUAAAGUGGAUUGAACAUCCAUCAAGAAGAGUUUGCGGUUUUACCUUCAUGCUCGACAUGCCAUUUAUUGUCACAAUUAUAGCAUAUCCCCUUCCGUUGUAUCUCCUCCAUUUGCACUUGAGAGAUUCUUUGCAAGGGCAUCUUUGUUUUUGGGUCCACCUUGAUGUCAUUCUUGGUAGGUUCUCCAAGAAUGGAAGGCCUUCUGAUUUCAUGUGUGGCUUUAAAUCUUUUCUUGAUGACCAACAUGUACUUCUCUUGAAUUUUUUGAGACCAAAUGCGGCAUCGAGAUGAAUGGGGGUUCAACAUCCUUACCAGAAGUCAAAUUUCAUCUUGCAAGCUAGUUAGAAGUAACUUAGCUUGUGUCUCCUUGAAAGACCCUUGAUGCUGUUGGAGAGAGCUUUGAAUUGAGCUUUCUAAUGUGGCAAUGUCAAGGUUUGCUUUAAUUGUGCAAGUGCCUCUUCUGGGUCGUCAUGGGCUGUUGUUCCAAAACAAAAGUGUGACUAUUUGUCAAAAGUGUGGUGACAGAGGCUUCUCUGUGGCAUUGAUCUACUGUGACAGAUGUUCGGUUUAUGCUCAACAUCGCUAUUGCUUGGAUGUGCUGCCUGCAACUUUUGAUGAAUAUGUUAUUUGGUUUUGUGCGGAUUGUGAACCAAAGAUUCAAAAGCUGUCUACUAUCAUCAAUACCAAUGCUCUCCCAUCUGGAAUAAGUCAAUCUGUAAAUUUGAAAAAUGUGCAAGCGACCCAAUCUAGAAUAAGAUUACAGAAGAAUCUCGAAAGAUUGAAGAAAAAGGUUAAAAAGACAAAGAAUAAGAAGAAAAGAAAGGACAUCACUGCCUCUGUGGCUAAAAUGGGUAAACAAAUAUGUAAAAAAAGCCCUUCCCUUCAACUCAAUAAGAUGCAUUCUGGUGAUAUCUUUGAAAAAGACAAGAAGCUUGGACAGGAGUUGCGAGUGAUAGUGACAGAUGGUGCCAAUUACAAUUAUGAAGUCGAACUGGGACUGCAUCUGAAAGAUGGGCCCAACUUGGUUGAAGAGGCUGUAUCUGUUGCUCUUCGAUGUAAUGAGACACUUGAGAAUUGUGAAGGUCAGAAGGUUGGACAAGAGUUGGGACUGCAUCUGAAAGAUGGGACCAACUUGGUUGAAGAGGCCCUAUCUUGUCACCCUUCUGUUCAAUGCAAUGAGAUGCUUAAGAAUUGUGAAGAAGGUCAGAAGGUUGGACAAGAGUUGGGGCUGCAUCUGAAAGAUGGGACCAACUUGCUUGAAGAGGCAAUAUCUGUUAACCCUUCUCUUCGAUGCAGUGAGAAGCUUGAGAAUUGUGAAGAAGGUCAGAAGGUUGGACAAGAGCUGGGACUGCAUCUGAAAGAUGAGAGCAUCUUGGUCGAAGAGGCCGUAUCUGUUAAUCCUUCUCUUCGAUGCAAUGAGAAGCUUGAGAGUUGUGAAGAUCAGAAGGUUGGACAAGAGUUGGGACUUCAGCUGAAAGAUGAGACCAACUUGGUUGAAGAGGCUGUAUCUGUUAACCCUUCUCUUCGAUGCAAUGAGACACUUGAGAAUUGUGAAGAAGGUCAGAAGGUUGGACAAGAAUUGGGACUACAUCUGAAAGAUGGGACCAACUUGGUUGAAGAGGCUGUAUCUGUUAACCCUUCUCCUCGCUGCAAUCAGAGGCUUGAGAACUGUGAAGAAGGUCAGAAGCCUGGACACAAAUUCAUUGUGGAUCUGAAAGAUGAGACCAAGUUUGUUAAAGAGGCUGAAUAUGUUAAAACCUCUCAAAUAGCUACCAGUGACCCUUCCAAUACCUUAGAACAAAAAUGUUACGUUACUGCACAGCCUAUCAUUGAUCCUAUCUGGAGGGGAAGUUUUUGUAUCCGCAACAGAAGUUCUGGAGCUGUUGGCCUUGUAGCUCAUUUGUCUUGCCUGGCAUGCUAUAAAGUGUGUGAGGAGGCAAAACUAAUGCCGGAGUUGCUAUAUGCUGAACUGUUUCGUAGGUCAGAUGUGUGGCCAAAAGGUUUUGAGAAGCAGGGCCCAUCCGACCAGAGUAUUGCUCUUUAUUUCUUUCCAAAGAAUGAAAGUGAUGGAAAGGCUUUUGGGAGCCUGGUGGAUAGCAUGAUUAGCCAAGACCUUGCCAUGAGAUCCAUGGUGCAAAAUGCAGAACUUUUGGUUUUCGCUUCUACUGUACUUCCUGCGCAAUAUAGGAGAUUUCAGGCAAAGUUUUAUUUGUGGGGGGUGUUUAGGAGAAAGCAAGUGUCACAUGUAACAAAUACAUUUGUCCCUGAAGUGGAGAAAACCCGUACAAAUGCCUUAACCUGGGAUAGGCGGCCGAGUUCUACCAGUCUUUUAAGUAGCAGUGAUAGCCAUGGUUCUGAUUCACUGUAUUCUUUUUGUGCUUCAGUGUUUUGAUUUCGUUCAUUAGAAUCUGUAUAGUUUUUGUUGCUCUCUCUCUCUCUGCAACAGGGCCAUGAUAUGGAGUAGAAAUUUGAAUUGCAUACUAGAGAUAAAUCCAUGGAGUGUCCUAAUCCUUUGGGCAGCAACUUUCAGACACGAAAAGAGAGAGAGAGAGAGAGAGAAGGGGGGGGAGGGUGUUGAACUAUCUCUAAAUAUAAAUAGAAGAAUCCCGAAUUAGCAACUAUCCACAAGUGUCAAUUCAUUCAGGCAAGAGAGCAACAAUUGUUUUGUUUUCACAUGUUAGCUAAAAUAGGUUAUUGGGAAUAGGCUUUCAUCUCUACAUGCAUUUGUUAUAGCAAAUAAAGAAUUUGUAGUUGAUGGUCAAGGUAGUGUAAUUAAUACUAGAGCGAAUAUUAUUGAAUGUGUUAACCUUGGUAUGGAAUGUA